GAUGUAAUUCCCGAAGCCCGAAUCAUUCAAUAAUCCAGAUCAGUCCAGAUGACGUCAAAACAUCUCCAUCACUCCAACGAAUUCACGUUCCUCAGGAAUUCAUGGAAAAUCCGUACCAAAAAUCAGACAUUGCCGUCCUCGUCUUAAAUUUUUUUGAAAGUCCAACAAUAAACUCGGAAAAAUAAUCAUCGCUGAAAAUUAAUUACAAGGUGUGACAAAAGUGUAGAACAAACCUAAAAAAUCAGCCGCAUCCGAUAGCGCGUUUCUAAAUAAUUGUAAUUAAUAAAUAAUUGAUUAAUUGACGAUGACAUCUGGGUGAUUGACAUUCUGGUGGUAAAUUAUUGACUCGAACGAGGUAAUCGAUUUGCUCAGGGGAAUCGAUAAGUCAAGAUGAGUAAAAUGACAGUUUUGUGUCGGUCAAGGGCUCAUUUUGGAGCUUUAGUCCUUGGGGGUGGAUUUAAGUUCUCCAGGAGUUGGUUGGGGGUGAGAGAAAUAUGUGGUGGAAAAAGGAGAAUGGGAGCUGCUAUGGGAGCCACUGCCAGUCCUGGAACACUUCCUGGGGCUCUGUCCAAACAACAGGCUAAGGAAUUAGCUGUCAAACUAACUAAUGAUGAGAGAACUGUUCUCAUCCAUGCACUACAGGAAUGCCAGUCUGAGAAAACAAGAGCUGAAUACGAAGUUUAUCACAGGUCAAUUGGCAGCUUUUCGAUGGCGGAGUAAAUUCGGACGACCCAGCAGUGUUCCUUCACUAGGAGAAGUUGAUCCCACUGGAAGCUACUGUGCAGUACCUGAUGACUGGCUUCUAAAAAAGUAUGUUCAAACAGUGCCACAGCCACAGCGGAAAGAUCUUAUGAGAGUGGCUGCAGCUAAUGCCAUUCCAUUCAUUGGAUUUGGAUUUCUGGAUAAUUUUAUAAUGAUUAUUGCUGGAGAGCAAAUCGAAACAUCAGUGGGGGCUGUGAUAACUAUAUCUACAAUGGCAGCAGCUGCCCUGGGGAACACAAUAUCUGAUAUCCUGGGGAUUGGAUCAGCGUAUUACGUCGAAUUACUCGCCCAAAAAAUUGGAUUUCAACCACCCAGAUUGACGCCAAUUCAACUCGAUCUGCCCAAGUCGAGAUUAGCCGCUAAUUUGGGUCGAGUAAUUGGAGUGACAAUUGGCUGCAUGCUGGGUAUGACUCCUCUGCUGUGGCUCCAUCAAGAGUUGAAAACAGACGACAGCCCCGAGCAAGAAGGGGAAUAAAUAGUUGACAAAAGGCCAUUUUGUGUCAUUUGUCAGUCAUUUUGUUAAUAGUCGCCAUAACCCCAAUCCGAAUAGUUUAUAAACAAAUCGCUGAGCGUCCAUGUUGUGUUUGCUUCGUGUACGGGAAAUGUAUAUAGUAUAUUGUUACGAGAUGUCUUCUAGAGUUUUUAAUUAUUUUUCAUGACUUUUUUAUUUUUUCUUCGCAAGUGACUCGAAAAUAAUUUUUAUGUGUGAAAUAGUUUAGAGGAGAAAUAGGAGAGGUGAAUAGGAUAAGGUAUAGAUGACUUGUAGUAAUUGGAGAAUUUAGAAUUGGAAAUUUAUGUGGACCAAGGAAUUGAAGAAUGGUAACAAUCAAGAUUCUGUUGUUUAGUCGAUUAGAAGAAGAUGAGUUCGAGUUCGAAUUCUGUUGUAAUUCCACUAUUACUCUAUAAUUUUGCUAAGAUAUUCAUUUCUGAAAUGAAGUUACGAAGAAUUAAAUUAUUUUAUUUUACAGCAGAAUUUCAACAUGUAAUUUGUUUAUUUUCGUUAACUCCUUCUUAAUUAUUAAAUCGGCAAAUUAUUGUCGAUCGACGAAAUAAAAUACAAAAAAACCUUGA
This is a messenger RNA of Fopius arisanus, 1833 nucleotides long. RefSeq names its product transmembrane protein 65. Lineage: Eukaryota; Metazoa; Arthropoda; Insecta; Hymenoptera; Braconidae. The transcript has 6 exons. The record is from RefSeq and is a predicted model, not a curated record. Gene Ontology annotation, cellular component: mitochondrion. Bases 608 to 1237 code for a protein of 209 amino acids.